AUGGACGACACCGGGUCGUCAGGAUUUCCCUACGACAACAACAUGUUCCCGGCGCCUUUUCUUUCCACGUCUUACUCCGACUUUGAUACAUCUCCUGGUCAAAGCCGCCAGUCGCAAUUCUCGUUCAACACUCUGACCUUGCCGGACCCAAGCACCGACCCUUUGCUAGCCGCCAUGCAGCCUGCGACUCCUAGGCCCGCUCCCGAAAUAGACAUGGCGUCCAUGUACGCCAUGGGCACCAGGUAUGCUCAUGGCAGGUCUUUCACCGACCCCGACGGUCGGAACAACAACUGCGUCGCAACCGCUCUCGCUCGUAUGGAGGGCUACGAGAACGCCGACCAUAGAGGACUUACAACGGAGUAA
Fusarium falciforme is the source of this 363-nucleotide messenger RNA. RefSeq lists its product as hypothetical. The record is from RefSeq and is a predicted model, not a curated record. The coding region runs from base 1 to 363 and encodes 120 amino acids. Lineage: Eukaryota; Fungi; Ascomycota; Sordariomycetes; Hypocreales; Nectriaceae. The transcript has a single exon.